This is a messenger RNA of Girardinichthys multiradiatus, 8476 nucleotides long. Its product is annotated as glutamate receptor 2-like. NCBI's taxonomy places the organism in Eukaryota, Metazoa, Chordata, Actinopteri, Cyprinodontiformes, Goodeidae. The coding region runs from base 640 to 3291 and encodes 883 amino acids. The record is from RefSeq and is a predicted model, not a curated record. Gene Ontology annotation, cellular component: postsynaptic membrane; AMPA glutamate receptor complex; plasma membrane. Gene Ontology annotation, biological process: modulation of chemical synaptic transmission; synaptic transmission, glutamatergic; monoatomic ion transport. The transcript has 19 exons. Gene Ontology annotation, molecular function: transmitter-gated monoatomic ion channel activity involved in regulation of postsynaptic membrane potential; AMPA glutamate receptor activity.
AUAACAAAAUAACAAAGUGAAAGGAUGGAGCACAUAUAUGUAUUUUUUCUUAAUUAAAAUUUACUCGUAUUCAUUCGGAAACAAAAAGCCUAGGAAGAGAACUGAUUUAUACCAUAUGUUAUUAAAUCGCUUUAAAAAUGCUGGUCUCAUAUGAAAAUGCAUCUAUUUCUGGGCAGGGCUGAGCUCCCAAUGUUCCAGGAUCCUAACAACGCCUCUGGGUGGUAGACAGUGUGCGCGCGGCCGCGCAGGUAAUAUUGCUCAAUGUCUAAAAUUAAUAUUACAAAAUAUCUCAAACACAUGGAGGACUCCAAAAUUCCUGGCACGUUGCGUCCCUUCAGCAACCCUGCUGGUGUUACCUCAUCUAUGUGCCUGCUGAUCACUGCCGUACCUUCAGCUGUCGGCUGUUCUCGGUUUGCUCUCGUGCUUCAUCGACGAUUCAAGGCGCGUGCCUGCAAGAGAAGCGGCAGCAGCGGCACGCGCAUCCUCGGAUCCAGAUCAGAGCAUCUGCAGUGGCGCCGAGCCGUCUCUCAGCAGACCUGGACCCGCACCAUGAGCCCGCAUCGCGUCUGAUGGCGGUGAUGCUUUGGUGAACAGCUCUGCAGAUUGACGUGACAUCGCGUGAGGGGCCCGGACUCCACAAUGAAGCUGCUCCUUGUGAUGACUUUCUUAUUCCGCCAGGCAUUUUCAGUUUCUCCGAGCGUCCAGAUCGGUGGUUUGUUUCCCAGGGGUGCAGAUCAGGAGUACAGUGCAUUCAGAGUUGGGAUGGUUCAGUUUGGGAUGGCAGAUUUCAGACUGACUCCACAUAUAGAUAACCUGGAGGUGGCCAACAGCUUUGCUGUUACUAAUUGCUUUUGUUCCCAGUUCUCCCGGGGCGUCUACGCCAUUUUUGGUUUUUAUGACAAGAAGUCGGUCAACACCAUCACAUCCUUUUGUGAGACGCUCCAUGUCUCCUUCAUCACACCAUCUUUCCCAGCAGAAGGAAUGAAUCAGUUUGUUCUCCAAAUGAGGCCAGACAUCAAGGGGCCCCUAGUUUCAUUAAUAGAAUACUACAAGUGGGAAAAGUUUGCCUAUCUGUAUGACAGUGACAGAGGUCUUUCUACUCUUCAGGUGAUACUAGACACUGCGGCAGAGAAAAAGUGGGUUGUAACAGCAAUAAAUGUAGGUGACCUGAAAGAUGAGAGAAAAGAUGAAGCCUACCGCUCCCUCUUUCAGGACCUGGAGAUCCGUAAAGAACGACGCAUCAUCCUGGACUGCGAACAAGAUAAAGUGAAAGAUAUUAUGGAGCAGGUGAUCACUAUCGGCAGACAUGUUAAAGGACACCACUACAUCAUCGCAAACUUAGGAUUUCUGGAUGGUGACCUGUCUAAAAUCCAGUAUGGAGGUGCAAAUGUGUCUGGAUUUCAGAUAGUUGAUUUUGAUGAUCCUGUGGUGGCAAAGUUUGACCAACGGUGGGAAGCUCUGGAGGAGAAAGAGUAUCCUGGUGCAGAUACACGAAUCAGAUACACCUCAGCCCUCACCUAUGACGCAGUCCAUGUGAUGACUGAGGCAUUUCGCUUCCUGCACAAGCAGAGGAUAGACAUGAGCCGUCGUGGCAACAGUGGGGACUGCCUAGCUAAUCCAGCAGUACCUUGGGCACAGGGUGUGGAGAUUGAACGUGCCCUCAAACAGGUACGUGUUGAUGGUUUAACUGGAAACAUUCAGUUUGACCAGUAUGGAAAGCGAAUCAACUACUCAGUGACAAUCAUGGAGCUUAAGAACAACGGACCUGUAAAGAUCGGCUAUUGGAAUGAGGUGGAUAAGAUGGUACUGACAAAGUCAGAGCUUUAUAAUAAUGACACAAUGGGAAUGGAAAACAAGACCGUCAUCGUUACAACUAUACUGGAAGCUCCUUAUGUGAUGCUAAAAAAGAAUGCUGAACUGUUUCAAGACAAUGACCGUUACGAAGGUUACUGUGUUGACCUGGCUGCAGAAAUCGCAAAGCACUGUGGGAUACGCUACAAGCUUAGGAUUGUGGGGGAUGGUAAAUACGGAGCACGAGAUGCUGAGACCAAGAUCUGGAAUGGGAUGGUUGGAGAGUUGGUGUAUGGGAAAGCAGAUAUAGCAGUUGCUCCCCUGACGAUUACUCUUGUUCGAGAAGAGGUGAUUGAUUUCUCCAAACCUUUCAUGUCCCUGGGAAUCUCCAUCAUGAUCAAAAAGCCUCAGAAGUCCAAACCAGGAGUCUUCUCCUUUCUGGACCCACUUGCCUAUGAAAUCUGGAUGUGCAUCGUCUUUGCCUACAUUGGAGUCAGUGUUGUUCUCUUUCUGGUGUCGAGAUUCAGCCCUUACGAGUGGACACUUGAGGAGCCAGAAGAUGGAGCACUGCCACUGACAACCGAAUCAACCAAUGAGUUUGGGAUCUUUAACUCUCUAUGGUUCUCGCUGGGAGCUUUCAUGCGACAGGGGUGUGACAUCUCACCAAGGUCUCUUUCAGGUCGUAUAGUUGGAGGGGUGUGGUGGUUUUUCACUCUGAUCAUUAUUUCUUCAUACACUGCCAACCUGGCUGCCUUCUUGACGGUGGAGAGAAUGGUUUCUCCCAUUGAGAGUGCUGAGGACCUUGCUAAGCAGACAGAAAUUGCAUAUGGGACACUGGACUCUGGGUCAACCAAAGAAUUCUUCAGGCGCUCUAAAAUUGCCUUGUUUGACAAGAUGUGGCAGUACAUGAAAUCCGCAGAGCCUUCUGUGUUUGUCAAGAAAACAUCGGAGGGUGUCCAGCGUGUGAGGAAGUCCAAAGGAAAGUACGCCUACCUACUGGAGUCCACCAUGAAUGAAUACAUUGAACAGCGGAAACCCUGCGACACCAUGAAAGUGGGAGGAAACCUGGACUCUAAAGGCUACGGGAUUGCCACGCCCAAAGGAUCCCCAUUAAGAGUGCCAGUAAACCUUGCCGUAUUGAAACUGAAUGAGCAAGGGACCCUAGACAAGAUGAAAAACAAGUGGUGGUACGAUAAAGGAGAAUGUGGCUUCAAGGACUCCACCAAUAAGGAAAAGACCAGUGCUCUGUCUCUUAGCAACGUGGCAGGAGUUUUCUACAUCCUGGUUGGAGGCCUGGGUCUAGCCAUGAUGGUGGCACUGGUAGAAUUCUGCUACAAGAGCCGCGCUGAAGCCAAGAAAAUGAAGAUGAAAUUCACAGAUGCAAUGCGCUCCAAAGCUCGUCUGUCUAUCACUGGGUCAACAAGUGAGAAUGGCCGUGUUCCAGUGGCUUACCUUCGCCCAGGAUUACCCAUGAGCCUCAGUAUGACUGAUCUCUCAUGACCUCACACAAGUCAGUGCCUUACAGCCAGUCAACACACUUUCAUCGAUCUUCGCUGUAAGUGAAGUGGACAGAAAAGGUUGCCCUCAUCAAGAAAAAGACAAGACAUGUUACCAGUAAUAUUGGGCGACAUGCCCCACUUUUUAUUCUGGAUUUGAGUCUUUUAAAACUCUCUAGAUACAUUGGUCUGCAAAAACUAGGCAGAUGUCCUUCUACUAUCUCAUUGUCAGGCUUCUGAAAAGACCUGCACACUUGUAAAGUGAAUCACACGACGAUCAAAGUGAGAGAUGGCUGGUCCUACACAAAUCCAUAAUAAACAAUCAAGCACAGAGGACAGAUUUUUUAAAUCAAAUAUUACUUGUUUUGUAGAUUUCUGCCAUGGAGGCUUCCCUUGUACAGAAAACAAGGACGACAGUGAUACCGAUGUUCAUGCAAUAACAACAGCUAUCAGGGAUGUGAUCAGGAACUGUGGGGAUACAAGCAGGACCUUGUUUGAAAUGUGUUGAAGUGCCAUGAACAAAAACUGAUGUCCUGAAAAAUCAGUAUGUAUUGUGUUAAAUAAUGAUGUGAUUGUUCCAAUUUGUUUCUUCUGUUUGCCUGUAAAUCCUUAUUUGAGAAAGGUGUAAAAACAACACACACACACACACAAGUCGAAUCGAAUAUUAACAGAAAUCAAUCAAAAUUUAAUAGGAUUUGUUGUUGAUGAGGUUCUGGAAUUAUAAUUAUGACAUUUAGUGAUUCUGUUAAAAACACCAAAUCCAUGCAACAAAGGCUGACAUCCAUUCUUUUGUUUACUUCAACAUAAGUUAUAAAGAAUCUUAUCACUACAUUUUUGUAGUAAAAACCUAAUGUAUUAACACUUUCCACUUGUACUUGAUCUGAAAUACUAUUUAAGCCAUGUGAAGCAUUCAUGUUUCAAAAAAAUACUCUAGAUCCAUCAAUCCAUUCAUCCAUCCAUCGAACCUUGUUUGCUUAGCUGAGGUUAGCCAAAGAGCCAGCAAGUUCUAGGUCUUUUCAAGGAACUCUUCCCAGUUGGACAUGCCUGAAAACCCCCAUAUGAAAGAAAAAAGACGGUUCAAUGCAUGCAGGGGAUCAGCAGCUCUAGAUUUAGCUCCACUCGGAUCAUGAAGCUAAGGAGCUCUUUACCCUAACUCUAGGAAGGAGCCCUACAGCUCAGUACAGAAACAUGUACCUAUAAUCACAUUAUCUAUGUCUCAUGACUGUUGGUGAAGGGGGAGCUGUAAAUUUAGAGCUCCAGAAUUCCAGCUCAGUUCUUUCCUUUUCUCUAUCGAUCAGUACAAUGCCCUCCAUCCUGCAAAAAAGGCCUCUCUCUGCAAAGAAGGCAUCUCUCACUCCAUUAUACCAUCACUGCCGCUAUCAUCCCAAACCAGAUUCCACCUUUUCAUGGAGGACGGUUGAUAACUGUCUGCUGAUCUCUAUAGGUUGCAAACUGCUGUAAACCACCGUGCAAGUUGACAGUGAUUUUCCAAUGGCACCAGUAGAACCAUGUCAUCUGCAAAAAGAUAACAUGCAGCCUGGAGGUUCUCAGAACAGACAUCCUUCUUUCCAAAAGUACCAAGUCACCCAUCAGCCCUGUUGGAGCCAAAGCUCUACAAGAAACAAGUUGUGCUGAAGAUGCAAAACCAGGCCUUGCUUUUGUAAUACAGGAAACACAUGGCCUACAAAAGGAACCCUGGCAUCCUACUGCACCCCCGCAACAUACUUCAGGGGAUAUAUUCAUAAAAGCCCCAAAGCUUCUCCUGGAUCUGAGGUUCACCAAUCAGCCUCAGACUUAUUUAGCAACACCCCGGAGUAAACUUUACCAAGGGGGCAGUGUGUUCCCCUGGACCACUUUCUUGGUGUGCCACUCCACAGGCCUCCUAUGAAACAUUGAGAAGACAUUUCAACAAUGUCCACCUGCCAACAUUAAGAACCUUCACCCUGACACAUUUCCAACAGAGAGCUUUUCCUUACCUUAGCCACCUUUGCCACAGUAAUAUUCUUGCCUUCCCUGAGCCAGUAGAUUCAGCGCAGGCAAGGAUUAAGGAUUUCCUCAGAAUAAUCUUCUCACCUGUCAACAGUGUCUUCAGUCAUGAGCAGCAGUUUUACACCUAGCACCUUUCUCCCCUGGGAACUCCAGAGUAUAGCAGAAUAUAGUCCCUCUUAAAGAGUUUGCUUCCAGCAAUAAAGCUGUGUAUGAACCUCAACUGUUUCUAGGUGGUAUUGCUCAAGUUCACACCCAAGAUCCCCUCCUUUCCCACUUGUAGGUUAGCAUUUCAUGUCCAUCAAGCUGAUUUAUGACAUUGGAAAUAGGCACACACAGAACCUCAGUCUUACCUUCCUGCCAACUCAUUCUGCACCAGAAACUCUCCCUGCAGGUGGUAGGUUCACAUGGAGAUGGACUCCUGCAGCCGUUUCUGGUUAGUCCUUGCUGUGCCCCAGGAACCAGGACUCAACCAUCAGGCCAGGGUCCAGGGCGGAGCUAUGAUUUCAGUAUUCCAGAUUAGGUGACCAUAUCAUAGAUGUGAAAUUUGAGAUGAGUAUUUCAGAACAGUCUUGUGUAAAACACAAGGUAAUUAAUUUUAUUGACUUUAUAAAGUUAAGAUGAUAAUAUUUUGAAUAAAGUAGUGAUGAGGAGAGGAAGAGCAAGUGCACAAGUGGUGAUGUGAUCACAGUGCACAUGUUUGACACUGUCCAAAUGUAUUUAUUAAAUAAAUAUGAAAACAUAAAAAGGGAAACAAGACUAAAUAUUUAGUUUAAAAUCCAUUCUAAACUUGACAGGUAGAGUUGUGUGCAUUUUUUUUUUACCAUUCUUAUUGUUUUAAAAUUUAAAGAAAAACUACUUCCUUGCACACAUUAAAUUAAGGCUCCAUUGACAACAUGACAUGGUCAGGGCCAUUCCUACAGUACCUGGAAAUCCUUCAGCGCCACAGAGGACAUUGUGUUUUUUAUGCACCAAGGUAAACUACAUUUUUUUCUGUAAAUAUGAAGAUGUGAAAUGAAUUUAUUUUCUUUUUUAAAGCCAACAUACAACAACAUAUACUCACAUUGUUUACUGUACAUGGCGUACACACUUAAAAUGCAUCACACAAGAUCCCUGCACCCUUACAUUUGCAUGUGCGUACGCACAUAUUAUCAUCAGAGGAGUUCUGAAGCCAAGUGGAUGAUGUGCCAAACAGACUGAGAAGCUAUCAGAGCUCUCUAACGGCAGCUGCUGAAACUGUAUCCUGAGCCAGCAGAAGCUCUCACUGCUGUGAGACGGACAAAAUAAUGUGAAAACUUUUCAAAUGUUACUGCAAUGAUGGUGCCAACAAUGACGAGGAGGAUGAAGAGUGGACAAAAAGAGCAUUUGCAUGUCACUUUUUUUUUUUCUGCUCAACCAUUCAGUCUGAACCCUUGUGACUGGCUGCAUAGUAGUGUGUGAUACUGAUAGCCGUUAGAAGAAUAUAAUGAUAUUAAUUACAGUACUAAUGUUGUUCCUGUUAUGUAAGUGUAUGCUUUUAAGAAUUUGAUCCUGCUGUUUCAUUUCUAACAACGCUGUUCUUGUUUGGCUACUUUUAAGCUUAAUGGGAAGCUAAAACGCACUUCAACCUUACAAAUGUCUGACACAUGAGCAACACAAGCCAAGGGGUAUGCUUCAGUUCCUGCUAAAGAACAUGUAUCAUUUCUACCAUUGCCACAUGUGGCAGGUUUAUCACUGGGAUGUCCAUGGUCCGGACAAACACUGAGAUGUGUGAAAAUCAUCACAGUUCACUGCUGACUUUGUGUUCGGUUUCUCUUUUUCUAUUAAAAUAAUGAAAUUUGGAAGAAAAAAAAAGUUGUUACUUUUCAACAGUGAAGUCAUAAGUUUUCAGUGUAAGAAACUUUGUGGAUGAUUUUUAACAUAUUGCCUCAUGAAUACAUAAGAAGAACAGUACUGUAUUAGAGUGACAUUUACCAAAAGGCUUGGGACAGAGUGCAAUCUGAAUCAGUCAGUGUAAUAAUUAUAACUGUGCGGAAUUUGAGUUGGUCUUUUUAUUAGUGAAUACAUCAGAUAUUGGCCUACUACAAUGCCUUACUGAUUUUACAUUUUGUUGUAUUACAACUACAUAUUGUAUUGAACCUUGGGAUUUAUUUUGUGAUAGACCAACACAAAGUAGUGCAGAACUGUGAACUAGAAGCAAGACUAUACACGGUUUUGGUAGAAGAGUGCAGCAAGCAUACAUAUUCAGCCCCAGAGUGAGUCAAUAGUUUGUAGAACCACCUUUUGCUACAGAGGUCUCCUGGAUUAUGUCUCUGCCAGUUUUGCCUUACUAUAGACUAAAGGGUUUGCCCAAACAGAGUUGAUGAAAGGCAUCUGUAGGAAAAAUAUCAAUUUUCAAGUCUUGCCAAAGAUUUUUAAUUGGAUUUAAGUCUGGACUGUUACUGAACCAUUCCAACUAGAGCUUGACUAGGUAGUAUUCCACCAUUGUAGCUGAUAGAUCAUGGCAGCACCAUAGAAUGAUAUGAAUUGUUCCAUUGUAGCUCUGGCUGUAGGUUUAGGGUUUUUGUCCUGCUAGAAGGAGAACCUCUGCUCCAGUCUCCAGUGAUUUGCAGCUGCUAACCGGCUGUUUAUGGGAUUAUACAAUCAGCUCUAACCUGCUGGGUUCCUUGGUAUUUAUGAUACUGUUUGUUCACUAAUGCUCUCUUAAACCUCUGAAGCCUUCACAGAACAGAUGGAUUUAUACCCAGAUUAAAUUACCUCCAAAUGGACUUUAAUAAUUAGGUGACUUUUAAAGGCACUGGAUUUUCUUUAGGAGUAUCAGAGUAAAACAUACACGUCACAAUCCUCAGCUUUUAUUUGUUCUUAUUGCUCCACCAUUUUUCACUUCAUUGUGUUGGCCUAUUACAUAACCUCUCAAUGCAUACAUUGAAGUCUGUGGCUGUAUGGUGACAAAAUGUGAAAAAGUGUAUGAAUAGUUUUGCAAGGCAGCAUGUGAAGGAGCCAGAAUAGAAAUGCACAGGCCAUGCUAAUACUCCUUAAGGGUGCACAGCAACAUAUUGCCUCCUUAGGUGGGCCUUUAGUUACAGAACGUGCAGAAUUUGUUGUUAUAUGCAAAUGUCACUAUAAGAGGGUUUGACUGUAUUCACAAAGGAACACUUGUUGUGUUGACACUUGGUUUGUAAUCUAUUUACAGUAAAUAUUAAACAUGCAUGCUCUCCACAUGA